Molecule: messenger RNA, 8440 nt
Organism: Syngnathus typhle (broad-nosed pipefish)
Lineage: Eukaryota; Metazoa; Chordata; Actinopteri; Syngnathiformes; Syngnathidae
Product: cilia- and flagella-associated protein 46
Exons: 59
Coding region: 113-7774 (2553 amino acids)
Biological process (GO): axoneme assembly; cilium movement involved in cell motility
Molecular function (GO): protein binding
Source: RefSeq, a predicted model, not a curated record
CAACACACCAAACAAAGGAAUAGUGGUCAUAGUGAUUGAAGAACAACGAGCAGAAGGCAUUUUCAUCUUAAAGUUCUACUAAACGGUACGUGCUCUGCAAAUAGAGGGCAAAAUGGAUCUGGAUGUCCUCCAGUAUUUGGCAAAAGCCAAAAAGAAAAAAGACUCCGGAGCUUUGCAGUCAGCCUUCAAUGAAUUGGAAGAGAUGGCAGAAGCUGACUCAGGAGGAACACUCAGCUUUGACCGACAUAUGUAUAUCUACUGUGCAGAAGUUGCUCUGGAGCUGGGUUGUUUGGAGAUAGCGGCCACCUGCCUGAAGAGGUUCUUUGCUGACAAUCCACCACCUGAUCAAUAUCUGUGUCGUGCCUUGCUCUGUCAGAGCCAACUGAAAGUUCCCCCGCCCACAGGGAACAUGGGAGACUUUAAAGAGAACGUCCAGUAUUUACUUAAAGCUAUGGACAUUUCAAAGCGAGAGAAAAGAUCGCACUACCUUGUGUUCAACGCCUCAGUACUGUAUCUCCAGAUGGUACGUCCUCUUCUCCAGCCAGGGCGGUGCUGCCACCUCGUAUCCUCCCUCAGGCAGGUGGUCAAAAGUCUGGAAUUGGUGGCAGACAAGGAGCACAGCUGGAGGGCUCAACUCAUGAUGUACCUAAUUGACUCUCUUUUGGAUGCUGGGAAAAGCGAUGAUGCUGCAAGUUAUGUCAGAGUUACCGAGGAAUUCGUCAGAAAACACUGCCCUCGUCUUUUAGCCGACGUCUUUCGCUUGCAGGUGUGGCACAACAUGUCCAAAAGGGAAAUCCUCCUCAAAAAAAGCCGUCAGUCUGCUACCUUAACUGUCAUUUUCAAAAUGCUGCAAUUCAAAAGGUGGUUGGGAGAAAUAAAAGAGGAGGAACUAGCAAAAAAGGAUUUGAAUGAGCUUGAGGAGAUUUUGAGUCUCCUGGGGGACUCCACAAAAGCUUCUCUUCGGACACCCAUUCCGCCAGCUGAAAGAGUGGUCUUCCUCUUGGAGCUGGCUCUGUUGGCCUUACAAGGGAAAAAUCACAAAAUGGCUGAGAAAUGCUUCAAAAAACUUAAGCCGGCAGGGGACACAAGUUUCGGUGAACAAAUAAUAAUGGAAUGUAUCAACUGUGAAAUAGAGCUCCGGAAGAAAGAGACAAAGACGAACGACUACUCCAAAUCCAGUGUGGAGGCCCGUCUCAAAGCAAUAGGAAAGCUAGAUCAGUGUCUGCUGGCUGCCGUCAGAGAGAGGGACCCUCAAGCUGUGCAGGCAGUUUGUGCAACCCAGUGGAGCUUCUGUCUUCCACUCUUGCAGCAUAAUCUCCGCCAACACGUUAAGACACCUAUGUUGCGGAUGGCUCAAACGCUAGAGGACAUGCAAUGCAUGCUGUUCCUCGUCCGAAGUCAGGUCCACGCUGAGCUUGCCGCGUCAGAAGAGGAAGACGGGCUCCUCGAGGCUUCGAUGACUCACCUACGAAAAGCCAUGCUGCUGGAUAAUGGCACGCAGAAAGAAAGAUUGUCGUCAGCUUUCCAUCUCCUUCAGCUCAGAAGAAACCUUUAUCAAACGCCCUCUCGGACCGAGGAUAAAGCUGCCAUGCUUAUGCAGCAGGUCAAGGACAGGCAGCCCCAACCAAAUACAGAUUGUCGUCCCUUACUGCUGACUGUGGGCCAACUAUUGGCCCCCGCUGAUUUCCAGAUGGUGCUGAAUGCAGAUAGCAUCUCCAAAAUUACCAAAGCCAGCGUGGGGUGUGGACCGAUAGCUCAGCUCUCCGCUGAGGCUCACAAUUACUAUGCGGCCGUACAGAAGUUGGAUGGAUACCUGGAUCGACAAGGAGAAAACGCUGACAACACAGAGAGAUUGAGCUUAUGGGCUACGCUUGCAAAGACAGCAAGAAAACAGGAAGUCUGGGAUGUGUGCAGAGUGGCUGGUCGAUUCUGUUUGCUCUAUGACGAAGCCAGAGCCAAGAUGUCCAUUUGUCGCAAAUCCAAAUGCUCAGAGGAAGAGAGCUCUACUGAAAACCUCAACAGCUAUGAAGAAAAUCAACCUUGUGCAAAAAAGUUGCGCCUUUUGGCUGAAAUAUGCUUUAUCACUGCUGAGGCUACUGCCCAAAAGCUCCAAAUGCAAGGUGUGCAGCUCAACAGCCCUGCAGUCUUGCCACAGGAUGUAGGUGUAUCUGAGGAUGACCCACAUUGGAUUAUUUACAGAGACUGGAUCCAGGAUCUGUCCGCUUAUGCCACGUCCACUUUCCUGCGAGCGGCCGAGCUCGGCACGCAAAUCAGGGAACCCUGGAUUGUGGCAAAUUCUGCCAUUUACUUAUGGAACUACAACAGGCACUUGCUGGUUACUGGAGACUAUAACUGUCUCAUCCCCACCUUCCAAAAGCUGGUAGAGAUGUUCCAAAAGACCCAAUGCACAGGAAAUCAUGCUUUAGUGGUGCUCCUUUGUGAUGCCGUGGCCCGAGGUUUGUAUGAAGAGCUUGCGCUACCGGUCAACAUGGGAAAAGUCCAAUCUGAGAAGACCAACGACGUGCUCGACCCUGAUGCUCUCCUGAAGGUUCACAAAGCUUUUGAGCUGUGUAACUACGCCCUUUCCAUAUCCCACGGCACCGCAGGGGAGGCAGUACCUAUUGCUGUCCAGAAGCAACUGGUGGCCACGUGGGCACAGAUCAAGAUCCUCCUGCAGCAGCAGGCUGGCUGCCAAACGGACAUCGGUGAAAAGUCACCCAUGAUUGAAGAAAUGUCACCUAUAACUCGUGUGCUGAUUGCAGUGGAGAUGCUUCAGUCGUAUAAAAAUUCCAGUUCCUCGGAAGGUUACGAUCCCAGUCUCUCAGCGUUGGUGAGCAUGGUGUCUCAAUGCAAGUGGACUGAUGCUGUGGUAGAGUUACAGACAUGGUGCCAGCUGGCCGCAUUCUGCCUUCAUGCCAAGGAGUACACUUUGGCCCUGAGCUGCACAGAGAGAGCCAUGGAUCUUGAGGAGGCCGCAUCAAAGUGUCUUAACACAACUCCUUGUCUUUUGUAUGGCUUGCCUGCAGUGAACGAGAUGCUGAGCACGGCAGCUUGCUUGAGGGGCUUAAGCUCAAUCCACCAGUCUAUCGGAGAUGUACAUAUUUACAAGAGAGCUAUGGACAUGCUUCUGUCCAGUAUCAGGUAUGCCCAAAAGGCAGGGCAUUCGGAACUAUGUUUUACAGCUGCCAGGCAUUAUUGGAACAAUUGCCUCCCUCUAACGCAUUCCCCGGAGGAAAGACAUCAGCUGAAAGAGCCCGUGGAGGCCAUUCUUAAUGCCCUCCUCCACACCUAUCCUAAGCAUACAAACAAGCAGGACAAAGUGAAAAAUAUGCAGAAAGGAGUCCCUCUUGGAAGUUCUAAACCUGAAGCACCAAAUGAAGAAGUCCUAACCCUAAGAUCAUCACUGUACUGUCUGUUGCUUCAAAUAUAUAUCGAUAGAGCAGAUUGCAACGGUGCUUUGCAGCUGUUGGAUAACGCCGUUCGAGAUAUGCCCGCCACUAAACAUCGACUAUUUCUGCUGAAAUGUCGCAUCCAAAUAAAGGCGCGGCUGGGGGAAAGCGUAUUGAUGGACAUGCAAACGUUACAAGGCAAAGAGGAGCACAAUUGCUCCUUGAUGUGGCACAAAGCAGCUCUGUGUUCUUGCCAUGUCACGCAGCAGCUCACCUGCUAUCAGAAGUCAGUCACCUCGCUCAUGUCUGAAGAAAAUCAAUGGCAAAAGGUCAGCUUCCUGCUUGCGUUCGGAGCAUGGAUGUUCUGUCACAACUUGUCGACAGAAGAGGCCCAACAUCAGGUUCAGUGGGCCAUUGAUAUUCUUCUACAUUUGGAAACGGAGCAGUCAGAAAAAUCAGAAGAAGACUCUCAGAAUAUGGGUCCGGGCUCAGUGAAAUGUGAAACUCUGGCUGUUGUUCAAGGACUGUCAUUCACACAAACGGUGUCCAACCUGAGGGAGGUGCAACGCCUCGACAGCUUGGUACAAGCGCACACUCUGCUUGCUGUCAUGGCAGAUCGGAAUUCACCGGAGCACCAGUUGAACCUGCUCAGAGCGUAUGACUUUGUUCUCCAAAUAUGGCAGAUGUCGGCGGCAGUUGUUUCUGCGACCCCCAGCGAACAAGCCAAAGGCCAGAAUCCCACACCUGUAGGGAACAAAAAAGACAAGGGAAAAGGCAAAAAAGUCAAAGAUCCUACCCCACCGGCAGUGAAUCCCAAACCUGACUUGGAUUCCACUCUUCUUUCUACUCUGGAGUUUUGGGUGAAAUACACGUGCUCUGAUCAGGUCCGUUACACCUUCAAAACCAAUUGUAACCCGCAGUGCAUCAAUAUUCACAGCAUUACAAAUCAGAGCCAGAGCUUGUUUUAUCUUGACCUUCUGGUAAAAGAGCUUGACUCGCUCUCAUUGAGUCACCUGACCCUACCUGUUCUGCACCUAGCUGAGACGUUUGCUCACGAUCUUUUGGAUAGGAAGAGCCUUUCGGACUUGUAUCGUCUCAGAAUAGUUCGGACCUGCUGUCAGCUUGGCAUGGAGACUGAUAGCUCCUAUCAUAAGACUCUAAUGAAUCUGACGAAAAUACAAGAACAAGAACAAAUUACGUGCCAUGGAGCAAUCACCCUUUCACAGGAGAGAAAAGGCCUCUAUUCAUCGCAGAAUCAGGAAUCCGAUACGGAGUCGCAUUUACAGAGGAAGAAUUUGUUUGGCUUGAAUAUUUGGGUUGACAAAGCAGAGGUUUGCCUGGAGAUGGGAUUGUACCAAGGAGCCCGGCAACUCCUGGCAGAAGCUCAGUUGGUCGCUCUAGAGUUUAAAGACCAGACUGUCAUGCCGAGGAUCUUACUGGGUAUGGCUGCUCUCGCUUGUGAGGAGCACAACUAUGUGCAGUCCCUCUACCUUCUGGAUAAGGCCCAAGCCCUGGGUGGGGACGAAUACUUCUGGCACAAGUUUACCCUCACAAAGCUUGAUGCUGUGUUGGGCCAGAGUGUCCAGGAUGCACAAGCCAAGAUUGAUCAGAUUGUCAAACAAGGGUGUGAGGCGUUGACGGUGGUUCUGAAGCGACGAGUGAACCGAGUCUCGGAGAUCACAUUUUUAAUGACAUCAUUAGAGAUGAGGGGCGCCAUUGAGUCUCUAAGUGGCAUUUGUGUCAGUGAGCCAGGAGUGCCACUGUCCACUCAGGAAUUGCAUAUACUGAAAGCUGCCUGUGAUACACUGGGCCAAUGUGCCAGGCUUUUCACCCAACUCAACUACAGAGAACAAGCUGCUAAGAGCCAUGAAGAGUGCACAUAUGGAUUGAGAUUUCUGGCCAACAAGGCUACGGACAAAAAAGAGAAGCAGCGUUUUCUCCUUGACGCCUUCUCCCACAUGCAGUUAGCAAUCUUAGAAGAAGAACAUGUGGUUUUGAAUGCUGAGAACCUGCUCCACCUGGAAGAGGCUAGUUGUAGAGUGAUAUUAUCACCCAAGUGGACGCUACUACGCCUGCGUCUCAGCCUGACAGAUGUUUGUUUGGCGAUACUAGAGGAACACUGUGAAGAAAUAGUCAACCGAGCCCUGGUCAAGGACAAGAGCACUGCUGAGAUAGCAAUUGAGGAUUUUAUGCGGAGCAUUCCUGAAACCAACUCUAUUGAACAGGAGUGGUUGAACGUGGGAAGCACAUUGGGCCAGACGUCAUUGUGCCAGCUGGCCGCUGUGAACUCUUGCUCGCUGGACGACAUGGAGAUGAGAGCACGUUUCUUGAGUUUGAUGGGAAAGACCCUGAGACUGCUGGCUGUGCAGGAGGAUCCUCUAUAUAUGUCUUCUCUCUGGGACAGACACUUGAAGGAAGGUACACGCGGCACGAGUAACACGGUUACAGAAGACAAUUUGGGAAGAGAGAAGGAAAGUACUUUAAGCAGUAACGAGUCCAAGAGGACCUCUGCUAAAAGCACUGAGCCACAGCAAAAAAAGUGCAAGGUUGAGCAUCUUUUGGCCCAAGCCAAGAACUUACUGUCUCAAACGGUUAGUCUAUGUCUUGAGCACAAUUUGCCAGCCUCCAUCUUGAGCGAUGCCUCUCUCAAUAUGCUGGAGUGUCUUGGCCAGUCAGACCAUGACUUGGCAUGUCAGUAUCUGGCCUUGUUUCAGAGUGCUUGUACCGUGGAUGUGAUGGCUGAUGUUUUAAAUUUGGCCUGUGACGACAUCAGCGUGUCCCAGCUAUCGGCUCUACUCAGCCUGUACAGGAAAGUGGCUGUGUCUCAAGAGGGUAGAGCCACUAAAGUGUUGGAAGGAGUAAGACGCUCCCUGAACAGCAUUUCCAAGGCCUUUUCCCAACUAACUAUCAACCCCAACCACCUCCAACUUCUUGCAGAACUUUCAUCCGACCUGAAGAUUAUUUUACUGCAGCAUUCUAAAGAUGGGCGUGAACUUUACGGAGCACUCUACAAGGUGCCUGAACGUGCAGAAAGUCAAAAAGGAAAGACAUCACAAGCUUGGCCGCCGUGCUCUAGAGUGGCUAAAGUUUCCGUCUGCCCGAGGGCUCUGCUGGCUCUUCGAGAGCAGACGCAGGCCUUUGACCAAAAGAUGAGACACGGACUCCUCAAGGAGUCCUCUUUGCAUGAUGGGCGAGUGCAAAGGCCUGAAGAGGGUCGCAUUUCUCAACCGAGAUGUGAUCAAGAAAAUACCUUAACGCUUCACUUCAAAGAAAUCGUUCAACAAAUGGAAGAAUACUUGAAUCCGCUCCUUUCUCACUUUGAUUUCACUUUCUUGAGUUCCCAAGAGUCAACUGUAUCAGUUUCUGAAACAACCCAAGACAAAAGUGAAGAAAAGAAAGUAUCCUUAAAUGAAGAAGAAGCUACAACAAAAGAGUUUGUGGUGUUACUGGCAGACUCCAAAUUGAUGGAGUUGCCAUUAGAGGCCUUGUCUGUCCUUGAGGGAGACCUACUGAACUCUGUAUCUCGAGAUUUCUCCCUCCAGCUUCUCUGCAGCCGUAUACCAAAAGAAGAGCCUGUCAAAGUCGCGGAAAAGGAGCCCAAAGGAGGUAAAGGCGGGAAGGGGAAACCCAAUCAGAACCAACCCGUCAAAGUGGUACCUCCUGUCAGUAAUGUCUUGCCUGAACACACCGUCCCAGUGGACACACGGAACUUCAAAUGCAUCUUUAAUGACAAAGAUAUUGUCAAUACCUUCACCACUGUUGAAGGGACCACUCUUGUUGAUCGUAUGAAGAUGAACUGGGGUUCCUACGGUCAGAAUUUUAACAAUUUGUUGCCGGGCUUUGUGGCCAUCAAACAAACUCCAAGUUUGAGUGAGUUGGAGACGGUGCUGUGCAAAUGCAGUGGCUUCAUGUACCUGGGAGCAGAACAUUUCUUGUCCCUGAUCCCACCUGCCAAACUAGCAGCACUCAAUUUGCCAGAAUGUCACUUGGCUCUUCUGUUUGAUCUGGUCCAGAGUAAAACCAGUGCUGUGCACUCAUCGAACCUUGACACGCACAAAAGGGCCGGAAAACGCAGCCUGGAGAAGCCGCUGGAGGUGGCUCUGCUCUUGAGCUUGAUUGGCGUCAACUGCGUUGUCCUCAAUCAGUGGCAUAGCAGCCUUCAAGACAACUCGGAAUACAUCACCAACUUUUUGGACAAUUUUCUCAGCGGCAAACAGACGUGCGGUCAGAUUGUCCAUUUCCUCCGACGAGACGACGACGCAACAGGAUCAAACGAUCACAGUUCUGUCUCUGAUUCAGAUGAAGAUCUUCAGCACAAACCUGAUCUGACACCAUCAGACUUCAAUUGUGUUCUCUAUGGACUCCCCAAUUUAACUGGCACAUAAAGCUAUCCAAUCAAGUCCGAUAGUUUGAUAGAAGCCAUGUGAAAAGUGAAGACUGGAUAUGACACCUACUACAUUCUUCAUGACAUUCUAUUGUUUCAGAGAUAUAGGAUAACAUCAACUUGAAGCCGUUUCCAUGCCUUUUACUUGUGCAAACUCAAAAAGCAUUUCUCAUUCGUCUCAAAUAAAUCAGCAACACGUGGAGAAAAUGAUUCAUAUUCUAUUUUCAACAUGCACCCAGCCCUAAGGUUCCAAAACACCGGGUUGACAUUAGUAUUGUUUAUUUUUGCCAGUUGUAUCCAGAGGACACCGACUGGAGCUGGACUUGUAUAUGGCUUGACCUUUGCGUGCACUUCAUGUAUGCAUGUGGGUCAGUGCGAGAGGGCGCUCCAAAUGCAAACCUUGGAAGCCAGAGGCACUGCAUGAAAAUGUGUUGAAAUGAAAUGUAAUCUUAAAUAAUGAGGUCGUGGCUCUGAUAUCCAUCCUUAAUACGAAAUACUUUUGGACAUUUUUCUUUGACUCUUGGGGUUUCGGGACAGAUCAGCAAGGCACGCCUCUAGAUGACAGCAAUCCAAUGACAUUGAAUUGAAUAGUGGCCACAUAAUGCUACAUUUGCAUUCCCCCAAAAGUAGGUGCUGAACAGUACUGAUCCCUGCGGGACACCACAUG